This is a messenger RNA of Alternaria rosae, 590 nucleotides long. RefSeq lists its product as uncharacterized. NCBI's taxonomy places the organism in Eukaryota, Fungi, Ascomycota, Dothideomycetes, Pleosporales, Pleosporaceae. The record is from RefSeq and is a predicted model, not a curated record. Bases 171 to 479 code for a protein of 102 amino acids. The transcript has a single exon.
AAAACUCUACUUUGCAUCGUAUUUUCAAUCUGGAAAAGUUCCCGCAUCUGAAAAAAGCUGGAAAAAAUAUAUCUGUACCAUCAAACUCUACCAAAGAUCUGGAGCAUAGGAGUUGGGGAAACCACGAAAAAGAAGAACAAAGGGAUAUCUGGUGUUUGUUGUACUACUACAUGGUGGGAAAAGCGCGUUGUUUAGCAUUUUCAUGUCCAAUGUUUUCGACUAUGGGGGAAUACUUUGCCGCAAAAGUCUCAGGCUUGAGCAGGGGAAAUGUACAUGUACGGUCAGGGAAGGGGAUAGUCUUUGGCGUUCUCAUUUUCAUAGUGGUGGUCAAAAGAGCAUGUAGCAUGUACAACAGUAUCUGGUUUAAUUUACGAUAUUAUUCAACAUACCGAAAUACCUUGUUACGCCCAGCUUCAACUCAACCACCCGAGGACGUGUGUCAUGAUGCAGCCAACUCUGUAGACUUCUUCUUGCGCUGAAAUCGCACCCUAUGCCUUCUGCAACUUAGAAGCUCUGUCUAGAGCAAUAUCACACAUGGCCUGAAUGGCCUCUUGCCGCUCAGCUUUGAUAUCACCCCGAUCAAUACGCGA